AGUUCAUGUAGCAUUGAAUAAAUGGAGAAAGCCGGAGCGCGAAGAACAACAUGCUCCAGAAUGGAAAUCUCCAGAAUGGGUUCUAUUUGAUAUUUGAGAGUCUGCUGUGUUACCAGGUGAAAACCUCUCUUUAAGGUGACCCAGCAUCCUGUAAAACGAUUUUCCCAUCAUGUCUCUGUCGGUGAUAAUAAAGUGGGGAGGACAGGAGUACUCCAUCAGCGCUUUGUCCGAAGACGACACUGUGCUGGACCUGAAACAGUCCAUUAAAUCUCUCACUGGAGUCCUGCCCGAACGGCAGAAACUGCUGGGCCUGAAGAUCAGAGGGAAACCUGCUGAAGAUGGUACGAAGCUCGGCCUGCUGAAGCUUAAACCCAACACCAAGAUCAUGAUGAUGGGCAGCAGAGAGGAAAGUCUGGAAGAUGUCCUGGCCCCUCCCCCUGAAUGUGAUGAUGUCAUUAACGACUUUGAUAUUGAAGAGGAAGUGAUCGAGGUGGAAAACAGAGAGGAGAACCUGGCUAAGAUCGCACGCCGCGUCAAAGAGUACAAAGUGGAGGAGUUAAACCCGCCCAGAGAGGGGAAGAGGUUACUCGUAUUAGACGUCGAUUACACGCUGUUCGAUCAUAAGUCGUGUGCAGAGACGGGGCAGGAGCUCAUGAGGCCGUUCCUGCACGAGUUCCUCACGUCUGCGUACGAGGAUUACGACAUUGUCAUCUGGUCUGCAACAAGCAUGAAGUGGAUUGACGCCAAAAUGAAAGAGCUGGGUGUGUCCGAUAAUCCUAACUACAAGAUCACAUUCAUGCUGGACAGUGGAGCCAUGAUCACAGUUCACACACCUAAGAGAGGCGUAGUGGAGGUGAAGCCGCUCGGAGUGAUCUGGGGAAAGUACAGCGAGUUUUACAACAGAAAGAACACCAUCAUGUUCGACGACAUCGGAAGGAACUUUCUCAUGAAUCCACAAAAUGGACUGAAGAUUAGACCGUUUAUGAAGGCUCACUUAAACCGUGAGAAAGACAAGGAGCUUCUCAAACUGUCUCAAUAUCUGAAGGAAAUCGCCAAGCUGGACGACUUUUCAGGUCUCAACCACAAGCACUGGGAACGGUACCUCUCAAAGAAGCAGAGCCAAUGAAUCAGCUGGAGCAUUUAUCCUCAAGAACAAGUGAUGCUAAAUACCUCCCCUUUCUCUUCCUCUCUGUCUCUCUCCCCCUCUCUCUCCCUCUACACUCUCUCCGUCUUGGAAAGGAAAAAGACCUGAAACACUCACCUGUACAGUUCCCCUGUGUGCUGAAUAAAUAAGCAGCGAGUGUAGCGCAAGCAGAGCCAUCUUCCCUUCUUCAUCCUCUGAUCUGAUGUUUUCACUGAAAACAAACUGUUCCGUUGUUAAUAAUAAUAAUAAUAAUAACGUCCUGCUUGAUACCAGUAGAAUUUCAGCCACAAAUCUUCUUCACACCUCCUUACAAUAUCUGAAGCAGGUUUUUCUCUUCAGCUUCCACUCUGCAGGAGAAACUGAAGAUUUGUGUGUGCUGAAGAUUGCACACAGUGUAGGGCUUGUGUGUGUGGAAGUCUGGGAAAAGCUUCACAUGCCAUCAUGUGUCAUGUUGAAAACACACAAAGAACCAAAAAGAAAACAGAAAGUGAGAACCCACACGAGGGCAAACAUGACAACAAAACGGAAAACACGGUGACGAGAAAACAAGAAGGCGAACAAACAACACUACAAACAUGACAACAAAAUAAACACCAUGAAGAAAACCAAAAACAUGAUGACCGCAUGACGAAAAACCCAGACACAAAGAAAACCAAAAACAAAAUAAAAAAAUUUUUAAAAAUCCGAGGAAUAACACAUAACAAAACUGAAAAAUAACGACAGCAAACUUAAAAAAUGAAACAAAAUGGAAAACACAAAAAUAAAAUGGAAAACAAUCUUAAACACAACGAAAGUAAAAAAUAUAGCAAACUUAAUCAUGACAAAAAACAAACAUGCAAUAAGCUCUCUCUCUCUCUCUCUCUCUCUCUCUCGUUCUCUCUUUGUCUUGCUCUCUCUUUUUCUGUCUCUCUCUCUCUUGUUCUCUCUUUCUGUCUCUCUCUCUCUCUGUCUUGCUCUCUUUCUCUCUCUCUCUCAUUCUUUGUCUCUCUCUCUCUCUCUCGUUCUCUUUUUCUCUCUCUGUCUCUCUCUCUCUCUCUCUCUCUCUCAUUCUCUUUCUGUCAUUCUCUGUCUUGCUCUCUCCGUCUCUCUCUCUCCGUCUCUCUCUCUCGUUCUCUUUGUCAUUCUCUGUCUUGCUCUCUCUCUCGUUCUCUUUUUCUCUCUGUCUCUGUCUCUGUCUCUCUCUCUCUCCCUCUCUCUCUCUCUCUCUCUCUCUCAUUAGCAGUCUGGAGGAUAUGGUGUCUCGAGUGUUUUACAUCAUUACAGUUUAUCGAUAUGUUUAUUAUUGAUUGUUUAAUCAUUUGUUAAUAGUGUUUCUUCUGUUCAGUGUUUGGUUGCUGAUCUGCUGUCUGUUUUUUUUACUCGUUUGUUUCUUUGGCAUCAAAUAAAUAAGAAGAACAAACAGUCUGCUUUUGUUUUGUUGGGGGGGGUUGAGACUUUUUUUUAUUACUUUGUUUUUGUGUAUAUAGUAAAAAUGAAAGUUGUGGAAGUUCACCUCGUGGUGGUUUUAUGCUCAUUUUUAUUCCAACAACACUGACAUGAGUCCAUGAUGCAACUCCAGUUCCAGUAUAUCAAUAAAACUGGGAAUAAAAACUGA
This is a messenger RNA of Hemibagrus wyckioides, 2738 nucleotides long. It is a transcript of the gene ublcp1, whose product is annotated as ubiquitin-like domain containing CTD phosphatase 1. The record is from RefSeq and is a predicted model, not a curated record. The coding region runs from base 170 to 1126 and encodes 318 amino acids. Gene Ontology annotation, biological process: protein dephosphorylation. The transcript has 12 exons. NCBI's taxonomy places the organism in Eukaryota, Metazoa, Chordata, Actinopteri, Siluriformes, Bagridae. Gene Ontology annotation, molecular function: protein binding; protein serine/threonine phosphatase activity. Gene Ontology annotation, cellular component: nucleus.